Cryptomeria japonica (Japanese cedar) is the source of this 3652-nucleotide messenger RNA. RefSeq names its product histone-lysine N-methyltransferase CLF. NCBI's taxonomy places the organism in Eukaryota, Viridiplantae, Streptophyta, Pinopsida, Cupressales, Cupressaceae. The record is from RefSeq and is a predicted model, not a curated record. Gene Ontology annotation, biological process: chromatin remodeling. Gene Ontology annotation, cellular component: PcG protein complex. The transcript has 18 exons. Gene Ontology annotation, molecular function: protein binding; histone methyltransferase activity. Bases 473 to 3334 code for a protein of 953 amino acids.
AAUCUGAUUGAUACCACGUGGCUACACGUCUUUCAUAAACGAAUACGAAGACAAGAAAUACAGUUCGUUUGAAAAGAAGAAAGAUAUCUGGAAAGUGGACAGUAUUCUUAGCCAUCGUGCAGAAGCCAUACCACUAUCUGGCGACAAAAUCAUACAUUUCAAAUUUGUACUUAGCCCCACCGUAUUUCUCUUGUAGGGUUUCCUGUAUUUCGAUCAAUAUUAGUCACAAUCUCCCAAUUCUCCUUUAAAAUGCUGUUGUUUUGUCGUAGGAAAAGACCUUUGUACAUCUUCUUGCUGAGUUCUUGUUCUUGUCCGAGGGCUUUGGACCAAUGUAAUUCAUGGCAUGGUGGAUAAAUCGAGCCUAUUUAUACAAUUUAUCUUGCAGUGAUAUAAUUCACGUGGGCCAAAUCGCAACAAGAAUCGUCAGACAUCUAGGCGAUUCGAAAUCUUUUCAGGUUUUUGGCUGUAGAAAAUGACUUCAAGGAACACUAGUUCUAUGUCUGUUUCAAGGUCAUCACCUAAGGUAGAUGGUGGAGACUGCAAGAAAAUAGAGGAAGGAGAGCAAAUCAAUCAGUAUGUUGCAAUUGUUACCUCUACUAUAGACCAGCUGAAGACACAAGUCCAAGCUAAUCGAUCUAUGCAUGUAAAAGAAAAAAUAGAAUCCAAUGCUAUACAACUAAAAGCAUGUACUGCUUACCUUCAGUCACUUGCAGAUACCAGGCAGGUACCAAAUGCGAUUGAGAAGGAUGGUAAUAAGGACAUGUUUACAUUGAGAAUAGAAAGUGCUCACUGUAAAUUAAGUGAUUCUGAUCAUAUGUUGGGAGACAAGGAAAAUGUAAAUUGUCAAGAAGAAGGUUCUAGUGCAUCCUCAACAAUUAUUUAUGCAAGCAGCUCUGGGUGCAAGAGUAUUGUUCGAGCAAUUAAGCUUCCAUUUGUGGAAAGGAUACCGCCUUAUACUACAUGGAUCUUUCUUGACAGGAACCAAAGGAUGGCAGAUGAUCAGUCAGUUGUUGGAAGGAGGCGUAUUUACUAUGACAAAUGUGGAAAUGAAGCAUUGGUUUGUAGUGAUAGUGAGGAGGAGGUUGCUGAAGAGGAAGAUGAUAGACAUGAGUUUACUGAAGGGGAUGAUUUUGUUUUACGAAUGACAAUACAGGAGCAUGGGCAAUCCCAGGCAGUGUUCACAAGCCUUGGUCAGUGUAUUGAAGCCAAACCUUCUGAGCUUGAGGCAAGAUAUAUAUUUCUUACGGAGCAAGACAAGAAGAAACAAGUGAAGAACUCUGAAACUGCUGCAGCAACUGCAGAAAAUAUAGCUUCUAGUGAUGACAUAUUUCUUGGAAAGGAUCUAGAUGCUGCUUUGGAUUCCUUUGACAACUUGUUUUGCAGACGUUGUUUGGUUUUUGAUUGUCGGUUACAUGGUUGUUCUCAGGGUCUCGUUUUACCUAGUGAAAAACAGUCACCAUGGAGCAACCCUGAAGAAGACAACAAAACACCAUGUGGGAUCCACUGUUAUUUACUGGCACUGAAAGCUACGGAAAACAUCACUGUUGCAGAUUCUUCUACUCCUGAUGCUUGUGAGGUGAUGCCUCUUCGUGGAACUAGAAAAGAUAUCUUCAUGGAAUGUUUUCCAAAGGAAGGUUCAGGUGCAAAUAGUAGCUGCACAGGUGUUAAAAGGCCAACAACUGUCAUGACUGAAGGUGCUUGUUCUGGUGAAGAAGUUACAGCUGAGAGCAAUCAAGGAGACUCUAAUGCUGGAAAGGAAGCAUCGACUUUGCAACAUGCAGAGGUUUCUAGGAGAGGUAAAAGACGAAUAAAACGUGGAGGUAUUUCAAGGAAAGAUUAUAAGAGAACUGCUAAAGAAGUAUUAGUUUCCAUGAGGAAAAGACAAAAAACAAUUGCAGUUUCAGAUAUGGAUACUAUUGUCAGUGGAAGUACCCCACCUUCUGAUGUUAAUUUCAGCUCAAACACAAGGUGUUCUGAUAGCAGUAAAUCCAAAAUCUCUCAAAAGAAACUUUUCAGGACUAUUUCAGUCACAAAACGAUCCAGAAAACAAGAUUUAAGCAAUAUAGAUGAUGAUCAAGCACAUGAUAUAAAGGAGGAAGAUGAAGAAGGGGAUGAAACAAGAUCUGUAAAUGACAUCCAAUUUGUUUCAGUAGAGAAACAUGGAAAACGGGGUACUUACAACAAGGAUACAAAGGUAGAAAUAAGUGCUGAUAAGCAUUGGGAUAAUGGGUGGAGUGCAUUAGAGAAGGGGUUAUAUUUUAAAGGCAUUGAGAUCUUUGGAAAGAAUAGUUGCCUGAUAUCACGAAACUUGCUAAGUGGUCUUAAGACAUGCUCAGAGGUAGCUGAAUACAUGUCCCGCAAUGGGUCUAUUCUGCAAUAUGGUGAUUUACGAACUCUUCGGUCUGAUGGCAGUGGGAAGGCUGAUUGUAUGGAUACACUUCAGGAGAUAGAAGUUCGUACAAGAUCAAGAUUCUGGAGGAGGAGAGGAAGAGUGCGCAGAUUAAAGUACACAUGGAAGUCCGCAGGCCAUCCUUCAAUCAGGAAAAGAAUGGCAGAUGGGAAAGGACAGCCCUGUAAACAAUAUACUCCAUGUGGUUGCCAACUAACAUGUGGAAAGCAAUGUGCUUGUCUCCGGGGUGGAACCUGUUGUGAAAAAUAUUGUGGUUGCUCAAAAAGUUGCAAAAAUCGUUUCCGAGGAUGUCAUUGUGCAAAAAGUCAAUGCCGAAGCCGGCAGUGCCCUUGUUUUGCUGCUGGACGUGAAUGUGAUCCAGAUGUGUGUCGGAAUUGCUGGGUCAGUUGUGGAGAUGGAUCUUUUGGUGUUCCACCUCAGAGAGGAGAUAACUAUGAAUGCAGAAACAUGAAGCUUCUCCUGAAGCAACAGCAACGAGUGCUGCUUGGAAAAUCCGAUGUUGCUGGUUGGGGUGCAUUUUUAAGGAAUCCUGUAAAUAAACAUGAUUACCUUGGAGAGUAUACUGGAGAAUUGAUUUCACAUAAAGAAGCUGACAAACGUGGAAAAAUCUAUGAUCGUGAGGAUUCUUCAUUCCUAUUUAAUUUGAAUGAUCAGUUUGUUCUCGAUGCAUAUCGGAAAGGAGACAAGUUGAAAUUUGCCAAUCAUUCACCAAAUCCAAAUUGCUAUGCAAAGGUGAUCAUGGUUGCUGGAGAUCAUAGGGUAGGCAUUUUUGCCAAGGAACGAAUUGCAGCUGGUGAAGAGCUCUUUUAUGACUACCGUUAUGAGCCAGAUCGAGCUCCCGUGUGGGCCAAGAAACCAGAGGGUUCAAAUUCAAGAAGAGAUGAAACAUUAGCUUCUCAUGGUCGGGCGAAAAAAAUUGCUUGAAGUUGAUAUUGCUGUUACUUUUGAAUUAAAUGUUGCAUAACAGACAAUGCCCUAUAAUCAUUGCAACUGAAGGUUAGUAUUAGUAUCUAAUAAGAUUUCAAUUUGCUCCAAGGUUUUUAGAUGUUUCUAAGAAUCUGAUUUUAUAAUUUUGGUAGUGAUAGAUGUAUCUAUGAUAGGUUUGACACAUACAUUAAAGUUUGAAGAAUUCAAUUUGUAAAAUAAUAUGCAAUAUGUGUGUGUGUGUGUGCAUGUGCACACUACACGUUGUUAUGUGAAUAUUGUAAAAUAAUAUGUAAUAAAUAUAUGUGUUAUGUCAAA